This is a messenger RNA of Hyla sarda, 1501 nucleotides long. RefSeq names its product dentin sialophosphoprotein-like. NCBI's taxonomy places the organism in Eukaryota, Metazoa, Chordata, Amphibia, Anura, Hylidae. The record is from RefSeq and is a predicted model, not a curated record. Bases 541 to 1281 code for a protein of 246 amino acids. The transcript is spliced from 3 exons.
CAUGCUUUGAUCACUACAGGCUGUCAGAGGGUUGUAAGUAUGAAACAGCUGGAGAUCAUUUAAAGACCAUUUGGAAAUCAUUUUGAGACCAUUUAGACCAGUGGUUUCCAAACUAUGGACCUCUAGUUGUUGCAAAACUACAACUCCCAGCAUGCCCAUACAUUAAUUAUCAUAGACACUGAACACUAUUCACCGAACAUAGGUACAGGAGGGGCCCAGGGGUAACUGAAUGGAGUCUGCCUGACAGGGCAGCAAGAGUACAGGGGUGCAACUCUUGUACUGGGCCACCACAAAUGCUUAUUGUAUAGAGGAAAAGUAGGGAAUCCCCUUUAAACCAGCAAGAAGUGUAUAAAUAAAUCUGCCAACCCCCUAACUGACUGCCAACAAAAAUGUCAGCCCCAUCAGAAGCAAAGAAAAGCUCCAUCUGCAUCACCAACAGCCACAACAGCUCCAGCCACAUCAACCAAAAAAGCACCAGCCCCAUUGCCAACAACCACUAUAGGUCCAGCCCCAUAACAGCAAAAAAAAGCAACAGCCCCAAUGCCAAUAGCUGCAACAUCUCCCACUCCAUCGCCAACAGCCAAAAGGGUUCCAACCCUAUUGCCAAUAGUCGAAACAGCUCCAUCCCCAUCACCCACAGCUAAAAAAAAUGCCAAUUCCAUCGCUAACAGCCACACUAUCACCAGCCCGAUAACCAACAGUCAAAAAAGCGCCAACCCGAUCACUGACAGCCGCAAUAGCUCCAGCACCCUUAUCAACAGCCGCAACAGCUCAAGCACCCUUACCAACAGCCGCAACAGCUCAAGCACCCUUACCGACAGCUGCAACAGCUCAAGUACCCUUACCGACAGCUGCAACAGCUCAAGCACCCUUACCGACAGCUGCAACAGCUCAAGUACCCUUACCGACAGCCGCAACAGCUCCAGCACCCUUAUCGACAACUGCAACAGUUCCAGCACCCUUACCGACAGCCGCAACAGCUCCAGCACCCUUAUCGACAACUGCAACAGUUCCAGCACCCUUACCGACAGCCGCAACAGUUCCAGCACCCUUACCAACAGCCCCAACAGCUACAGUCACAUGACAGACAAGCUUUCUACCAUAAAUGCAAUGGCGCUGGAGCUUGUCAUCUGCUGUUAUAGCCCACCUAUAGUGUUGCAUGACCACAACUCCCAGCAUGACCGGAAAGUAGUUUUAAUUAUGCAACAGUUGAAGAACCACAGUUUGGAGACCACUGUGUUACUGAAUAGGAAACCCAACCUACCUAUGGUGGACGAUUGACACACGAUUUUCUGUUCAUACUUUCUAAUGGAACGACAUAGUAAAAGAAAUAAAACCUAAGAUAACACUUUGGACCAUAUAUGUAUAUUAACUUACUCAUCACAACAAACCACGCUUUAUGGUUAGAGCCAAAACACCUAUAGAUUCAGAAAAUGAGCUGAAGGGGAGAUGUAUAUCUAUUAUUUAUCCUGAUCCCAUAGAGAUAGCAGCAGUAUACAGA